Messenger RNA from Aethina tumida (small hive beetle), 4360 nucleotides. It is a transcript of the gene Polr3A, whose product is annotated as DNA-directed RNA polymerase III subunit RPC1. Bases 84 to 4256 code for a protein of 1390 amino acids. The transcript is spliced from 21 exons. The record is from RefSeq and is a predicted model, not a curated record. Lineage: Eukaryota; Metazoa; Arthropoda; Insecta; Coleoptera; Nitidulidae. Gene Ontology annotation, molecular function: DNA-directed RNA polymerase activity; DNA binding. Gene Ontology annotation, biological process: DNA-templated transcription.
GUUAUAAAAGUUCUAAAAAGAAUAAGUGAGAUGAAUUAGACGAAUUUAGUGUUUAUAUUUAGUAGUUUCCCUACGGAAUCAUCAUGCCUAAGGAACAAUAUCGAGAAACUGAUGUGGCGAGAAAAAUCUCCCACAUCACUUUUGGCGUUGAAAGUGCUGAAAGUAUGCAACAACAAAGUCACAUUCAAGUUGUCGCGAAAAAUUUGUAUAAUCAGGAUAUUCAGAGAACCCCUGUACCGUAUGGUGUACUCGAUAAACGUUUGGGUACCAAUGCAAAGGAUUCAAAUUGUCAAACAUGUGGAAAGAACAUAAAUGAAUGUGUUGGUCAUUUUGGUUAUAUAGAUCUGGAACUACCAGUAUUCCAUGUGGGUUAUUUUAGAUCAAUUAUAAAUAUUUUACAAUCCAUUUGUAAGAAGUGUGGAUCUGUAUUAUUGAAUGACGAUGAUAAAAAUAUGUACAGAAUUCGAUUGGCAAAUCCAAAUUUGAGUUACAUGACCAAAAAGAGUAUACGUAAAAAAAUUCUUGAAAAAUGUAAAAAGCUAAACAAAUGCCCAAAAUGUAAAAAUGUUAAUGGAUUUGUUAAAAAAAUGACUGCCAGCAAAGGAGGAACUGGUAAUUCAGUUUUAAAAAUUGUUCAUGAAUUAAACAGAGGUAAAGACAAGGAUUCUGUUAUGAAGGAGCAAUUGGCUGAAUUUAAUACAGCUAUUCAAAGUAAUCCUGAUAUACAAUCUGCUUUACAUGGUAAUGCUGUUUCUCAAAUAUUAACACCAAUUGAUGUUCUGAAAUUGUUUGAAAGGAUACCAGAGAGUGACAUCCCACUUCUGGCAAUGGAUGCAAAAAAAUGUCAUCCCAGAGAUUUAAUUUUUACAAGAAUGCUUGUACCUCCUGUCUCAAUUAGGCCGUCAGUUGUAUCAGAGUUAAAAGCUGGAACAAAUGAAGAUGACUUAACUAUGAAACAAUCCGAAAUAAUUUUUAUUAAUGACGUUAUUCGAAAGCAUAAACUAUCUGGUGCAUCAGUUAAUAUGUACCAGGAAGGCUGGGAUUUUUUACAAUUACAAACUGCCUUGUACAUCAACAGUGAACUCUCUGGGGUGCCUUUGUCUAUGAUGCCUAAGAAACCGGGUCGAGGUUUGGUCCAACGUUUGAAAGGUAAACAAGGCAGAUUUCGGGGUAAUCUUUCCGGAAAACGUGUGGACUUCUCCUCUCGUACUGUAAUCUCACCCGAUCCAAACCUGGAAAUCGAUCAAGUCGGAGUACCAAUGCACGUCGCCAAAAUUCUCACGUUUCCAGAAAGAGUGACACAGGCUAACAUUCAAAAAAUGCGAACGCUGAUUAUCAACGGACCCGACAAAUGGCCAGGGGCAAAUUACGUUCAGCAGAAGGGGUCGGCGUUUAAAAAGUUCCUUAAGUAUGGUAACAGGGAGAAACUAGCACAAGAGUUGAAGUUGGGAGAUAUGGUAGAACGCCACUUAUAUGACGACGAUGUUGUACUUUUCAAUCGUCAGCCUAGUUUGCAUAAAUUGUCUAUUAUGGCUCAUAGAGCCAAAAUUCACCAACACCGGACUUUUAGAUUUAAUGAAUGUGUAUGUAACCCAUACAAUGCUGAUUUUGACGGCGACGAAAUGAAUUUGCAUUUACCACAAACUGAAGAAGCAAAAGCUGAGGCUCUAAUUUUGAUGGGCAACAAAAGUAAUUUGGUGACUCCCAGAAACGGCGAACUUCUUAUUGCAGCCACUCAAGAUUUCUUAACUGGUGGAUACUUAUUAACAAAAAAAGAUACAUUUAUGGACUUCACACAUGCGUGUCAGCUUGCAGCAACUUUAUUAGCUGGCAAAGACAGCAAUAUGAUUAUCAAUUUACCACCACCUUGUAUUUUGAAGCCAAGAAAAUUAUGGUCUGGAAAACAAAUUGCUAGUUUAAUAUUCCGCCCGAAUAAAACGUGCCCUGUGAAGGCUAAUUUAGAAUGUAAAGGCAAGGCAUACACAAAAAAUCGUGAAAUGUGCGUUAAAGACUCGUACGUGCUCAUUCGGAAUUCGGAAUUGAUAGCUGGCACUUUAGAUAAAGGACACUUGGGUAACGGUAGCAAAGGCGGUAAUAUAUUUUAUGUAAUAUUACGCGAUUUUGGACAAGAAUUUGCGAUUAGAUGCAUGUGGAGAUUAGCCAGAUUAGCCUCAUACUACUUGAUGAAUACUGGUUUUUCUAUUGGUAUAGGUGAUGUUACACCUGGUGAAACGUUAAUACAAAGGAAAAAUAGGCUGUUAAAUGAUGGUUAUGCUAAAUGUGAUGAAUAUAUUAAACAAAUGACGGAAGGAAAAUUGCAAUGUCAACCUGGUUGCUCUGCAGAAGAAACACUGGAAGCAGUUAUAUUGAAAGAGUUGUCUGUAAUUCGUGAGCAUGCAGGUCAAGCUUGCGUUGCAGAAUUACAUCCCACAAAUGGGCCUCUUAUAAUGGCUUUAUCUGGAUCUAAAGGUUCUUUUAUUAAUAUAUCACAAAUGAUUGCAUGUGUGGGACAGCAAGCUUUAAAUGGCAAAAGAGUACCCAAUGGUUUUGAUGAUAGAUCACUUCCACAUUUCCAACAUAAUUCAAAAACUCCUGACGCCAAAGGUUUCGUUGAGAACAGUUUCUACUCAGGUCUAACACCCACCGAGUUUUUCUUUCACACAAUGGGUGGCCGUGAAGGUUUGGUCGACACAGCCGUAAAAACAGCCGAAACUGGUUAUAUGCAGAGAAGACUUGUUAAGUCAUUGGAAGAUUUAGUAGUUCAUUAUGAUGGGUCAGUGAGAAACGCUGAAGGAGACAUUGUCCAAUUGAAUUAUGGUUGUGACGGCUUGGAUCCAACAUACAUGGAGGGAAAGGAUUGUCCAGUUGAUUUCGACAGAGUUUUAAAUCACGUGCGUGCCAAAUAUCCGUACAGAGACGAAAUUGCUCUCGACGGUAAUCAAAUAUGUAGAGCGACACAGGCGUUUUUAGAAACGAAAGCUUUGGACGAAUGUAGCGAAGACUUCAAAAAGGAACUGAUCACAUUUAUGAAUACUGUCUCCGAACGUGUCGAUAAAGCUUUGAAUUCUUACGGCGCAUCAAAUGUUGCUAAAGAAAUUGAACGUUUAACAUGUAGUCAAUUGAUAACAUUUUUGGAAAUUUGUGGCCAAAAGUAUAUUCGGUCCAUCAUCGAGCCUGGUACCGCCGUAGGUGCAUUAGCGGCACAAAGUAUUGGUGAACCUGGAACUCAGAUGACGUUAAAAACUUUUCACUUUGCUGGCGUCGCCAGCAUGAACAUUACCCAAGGAGUACCAAGAAUAAAAGAAAUCAUUAACGCGAGUAAGUCCAUAAGCACCCCAAUUAUAAGAGCCAGUCUGGUCAAUUCAACUGACCCAUGGUUUGCAAGGGAGGUGAAAGGGAGAAUUGAAAGGACUACUUUAGGAGAAAUUUCGUCAUACAUUGAUAACGUUUAUACAAAAAAUGACGCAUUUUUGUUAAUUCAGUUAAACGUAGAAAGAAUAAAGUUGCUAAAGCUAGAAGUAAAUGCAGACACAAUCAAAUAUAGUAUAUGCACGUCAAAGUUAAAGUUGAAACCGGGUGAUGUGGAAGUUAAAAGUGACACCAUAUUAACUGUAAGACCUAAUAGAAGCAAACAUUCAAGGAGAUUAAAUUUUGCGCUCAGUGAAUUAAAGGAUCAAAUUCCUAAUGUUGUUAUUAAGGGUUUACCAACAGUGAAUAGAGCUGUGAUUGCUAGAGAGGAUAGGCAAGGGAAAGCAUAUUAUAAUCUUUGUGUUGAAGGUGACAAUUUACGUGAAGUAAUGGCCACUUAUGGUGUAGACGGAACAAAAACUGUGUCAAACAAUAUAAUAGAAGUUUAUAACACAUUAGGGAUUGAGGCAGCCAGGGAAACCAUAAUGUCUGAAAUAAAAAUGGUCAUGGAAAAUCAUGGUAUGAGUGUAGAUUAUAGACACAUUAUGCUUCUGGCAGCUCAGAUGACUCACACAGGGGAAGUGCUUGGCAUAACUCGAUUUGGAUUGUCAAAAAUGAAACAGUCUAUUUUAAAUCUUGCAUCUUUUGAGAAAACGGCGGAUCAUUUGUUUGAUGCUGCAUACUAUGGACAAACUGAUAAAAUCAAUGGAGUAUCAGAAAAUAUAAUCAUGGGAAUGAGUGCACCAAUUGGUACAGGAAUAUUCAAACUUUUACACAAACCUACUCAAGUUGAUGAAAACCCCAAAUCAGAUGAUUUAUUAUUUGAGUCAGUAAUUGCUGAAUCAUAAUGUUUUAUUUUAAAAUAUUGGAUUAAAACAAUAAUUGUUGUACAUGUUUAGUAUUUAUUUGAAAUACAAAGUUUUUAUAAAAUAAAUAAAGCUGUUUUAAAUGA